Messenger RNA from Pistacia vera, 591 nucleotides. Its product is annotated as secreted RxLR effector protein 161-like. NCBI's taxonomy places the organism in Eukaryota, Viridiplantae, Streptophyta, Magnoliopsida, Sapindales, Anacardiaceae. The transcript has a single exon. The record is from RefSeq and is a predicted model, not a curated record. The coding region runs from base 1 to 591 and encodes 196 amino acids.
AUGGCUGUGGGCACAAAAUUAGUCUCAAAUGACAGUGAAUUGUUUGAGAAUCCUAGUCUUUACCGUAGCACAAUUGGGGCUCUUCAAUACCUCACUCUUACUAGACCUGAUCUCAGCUUUCCUGUCAACAAGUUAAGUCAGUUUUUAUCAGCUCCCACUAAUCUACAAUGGCAAGCUUGCAAGAGAAUUUUGAGGUAUGUAAAAGGGACUUUAGAUCAUGGCUUACUUUUCAAGCCUGCUGGCAGUUUGCACAUUGAAUGCUAUGCUGAUGCUGAUUGGGAAAGCAAUUUGGAAGAUAGGAGGUCCACAAGUGGUUAUUGUGUGUACAUGGAUCCAAAUUUAAUACAAUGGAGCUCAAGAAAGCAAAAAGUAGUUGCUUUAUCUUCUACUGAAGCUGAGUAUAGGGCUUUAGCUCAAACUGGAACAGAGGUUGCAUGGUUACAGAGUCUAUUUGCUGAGUUGAGCAUUCCUAUAACUUCUAAACUUGUUCUAUGGUGUGAUAAUGUUAGUACUGCUGCCUUGGCAUCUAAUCUUGUGUUUCAUGCACGGACCAAACACAUAGAAAUAGAUGCUCACUACAUAAGAGAAUAG